This is a messenger RNA of Owenia fusiformis, 2159 nucleotides long. The record is from the annotation of a GenBank genome assembly. NCBI's taxonomy places the organism in Eukaryota, Metazoa, Annelida, Polychaeta, Sabellida, Oweniidae.
GUUUUAUCUACGUUAAACGUGUUUACAGCCAAUGCCUUAUGUGGCAGGAUUAUGUAGGUAAAGACAGUCUAUCAUUGGAUUAGGGAACCUAGAAGAUAAUUUAACUUGAGGAAGCCGAAAAUGAAUACAAUCAGAAACAUGGAUUUGGAAACCAUGACAGGCUGUCAAUGAAAUCAAGUACCACAAGUUUUAUGGAGGAACAAUCAAGUGACAUGAUAUAUACAAAAAAACAAAAAUAGGAUAUUCUUUAAAUAAAUUAAUCAUACAUGACUUGAAACAUUAAAAAUAAGGAAAUUCAAUUAAUAUCUGAUGAUAACUGUUUAUUGUUAAAGUGCCACGAAUAAUAAUUGAAUUAACAGCUAAGUAAUUAUACUUGAUCUUGUUUACAAGAUGGGAAGGUCGCUAUUCACGGAGAUGCAAAUGUAUUUAUAAUGACCUGAUGAUUAUCACAUUAAAAGAACAAUGAAUACAACUACAAUGAACACAACUACAAUACUGAUGGAGAUGAACACAGAAUGGAAUUUCACAAAAACAACAACAAUAAAUGUGAUUACAACACAAAGUAGUACAACAACAACAACAUUAACUUUAACACAAAUCCUGACUGGCAUUGCUCAAAUAAUUCUCGGAUUUAUCAUUAUAUUUGGUAACACUUUAACUGUGGCUGCGAUUCGUAAAUUUCGUCGUUUAAAAACAGAAACGGGGAUUCUUAUUGCAAGCCUUGCUAUUGCUGACUUAUUCAUGGGAUUCACUAUGUGGCUUCACGCAUGCUACGAGUUUGUACCACAAAUGGGUUGGUCCAACUUUAUGUGCUCGUUUAAAUAUUUUACAUUUUUUCUGUCCAGUGCAGCUUCUAUUUACAACUUGAUACUCAUAGCUGUUGAUAGAUACAUUGCGAUAACGCAACCGUUACGAUACCAUCAAUGGAUCACAUAUAGGACUGUCCCAAUUAUGAUGAUUAUAACUUGGAUGUGGUGUGUCAUGAUCGCCAUGGUACCAUUCUUUUGGUACAAUACUAGGAGCAACCCAAAACAACUCUGCACAUUCUUUCAUCAUAUUCCCAAAUACUUUUUAGCGUGCGUUCUUGGGACUCAGCAUUUCAUCUGCAUGAUAGCGAUGAUUGUGCUCUACGGACAAAUACUUAUAGUGGCUUUGAAACAACAGAGACAAAUUCAAGCUGAGUCAAUAACCACGCCAGCUAAUAAUAACCCAACAAAUGCCUCAAAAUCAAAACCAAAAAUCUCAUUUUCAAAACAAUUAAAAACAGCGAAACUUUUUGCCGUUGUCAUAGGACUGUUUUUAUUUUGCUGGACCCCCGUUUUUGUACUAUUAUUUCUCCAUGCAUCAAAUGUAUAUUCCAGCAGGUCUAUCGCUUACACAAUUGCACCGUUACUAGGGGUCGUCAAUUCAUGCGUUAACCCAAUUAUAUAUUCAUGGAAAAAUAAGGACUAUAAGUUGGCGUUCAAGAAAUUACUCUGCUUAUCAAAAGAAACUAUUGGACUUGACGAAUCGUUGUUUUCAGAACACAUAAAGACAAUAAGUAGCUGAUGUACAUAUGGUAUUUGUGCUUUCUUUCUUACAAGGAUUAUUCCUUAAUACCAGACCUGCCACUCGUUUUUAUUUUUUCAGAAUACAAAAAAAUGUAUACUUUUUAUCAUCUAGUUUUGUUAUAUUUUACCUUCAUUUGCUCAUAUGAUCAUAGAGAGUGUUUGGGAGCAAUCCUAAAAGCAUGCAAAUGUUUCCCUAAUAAUCCUCAUUUUAUCAGUAUAGAAGUUAUUGAAGUGAAUAUUUAAGUUGCAGAAUUAUCCAACAAAUCAGAGGAUCCUCCUGUUAUAUUAGUAUGAUAAAUGGAGACAAAUAGCUUCAAACUAUUUCUAUCUUAAGUUUCUAACUCAAAUAUUAAAGAAUACAAAUAUAUUUCUAAGAUAUCUUUAUUUCAAUUAAUCAUUCUAGCGUGACAGUUCACAUGCGGAAAAUUAAUUUAAUGAAAACGCGUUCAACAAGCUAAUAAAUUCUAGAACGACAGCAAUUCUUAUGAAAGCAUUGGUGCCUGGUUGUUGGUUCUCAGUAAAGAAAAUCCAUACAUUUUUAUCGCAAAUUAAUUGCAAUUUUUAACGUUAAAUGUCGAAGAGACAAUAAAGUACAUGAAUAUAUGAAUA